UGGUCGUUCUCAUCGCACCCUGAUGUCUUUGCUGCAUCCGCCGCAUCAGGUUCCUGUGCAGCGGCAGACUCCUGCUUUUGCUCCUGGCGACGUUGUCUAUUAUCGCAACUAUCGCGGUUCACAGCGUUGGCUCGCAGGGCGCAUUCUUCGCUGCCUCGGCCGCGCGAUGUAUUUGGUUUUGGGGGCCUCUGGUGAGGUGCGUCGGCAUCUCAAUCAGCUGCGCCUCUGUCGUCGCCUGGGUUCUGCCGCUCCCCGUCUGCUUUCAGCGACGGAGCCGUCCGGUCAGCGCCCUGGGGACCCAUCUACUGGCUCGCCUCAUCCCCAGGUGUUACCGACGAUGCCGUCCAUUUUGCCUCAUGGCGUCGCGCCGCCGCAGCCGCCGCCGGCGCCGCCAGCAGCGGCCGCUUCGCUGCAACCGCAUGGCGCCUCCCUGGGUCACGCGCCGCCGCUUGCUUCCCGUGACCAGCCGUCCUCCGCCAUGGACUUCUUGCCCGCUCCGGACCAGAUGUCGUCUUCGCCCGUCGGGUGCUCCGACCACAUGGAGGUCGACCCUUCUGUCUCAUUACGUGCGCAUACACCUCAUGUUGACGUGCACCCUGGACUAGGUUUGCAGGCGUUUCCUAGCUCCCCUCGGACCGAAUGGCCGGGUGCGGGUGGCACAGCCUCGCCUGUUGUUAGGCUCCCCACCUCAUCGCAUACGUCAACAUGGGGUCCUCCCCACGGCGGGCGGAAGCCUUAUCUCACGACCGUUCGCCGAUUUGCGGGGGAGGAAUGUGGUGUCACCGCUAGACACCACACUUGCUAGGUGGUAACUUAAAUCGGCCGCGGUCCUGUAGUACAUGUCGGACCCGCGUGUCGCCACUGUGUAUUCGCAAACGUAGCGCCACCACAGGGCAGGUCACAAGACACGGACAUGACCUCGCCCCAGUUGUACGGACGACAUAGCUUGCGACAAGACGUAUCACGUCUUCCUCUCAUUUGCCGAGAGACAGAUUAAAUAGC
Molecule: messenger RNA, 1002 nt
Organism: Schistocerca nitens (vagrant locust)
Lineage: Eukaryota; Metazoa; Arthropoda; Insecta; Orthoptera; Acrididae
Exons: 2
Coding region: 23-805 (260 amino acids)
Source: RefSeq, a predicted model, not a curated record